GCAGCCAGACGAGGUGGCGGUGAGAUCUCUGUACACUUUUAAGCUGCCACCUCCGCACCAUCUGCUGUCGACCAUCCAACAACACAUCCUCUUCAAAGACCUCAACGAAACGAGAAAAUGAAUCGCAUCUCGCUCCAGUUGCAGAUACUCCCCCUCCUUAGCGGGGUAGUGCUGGCACAGGGCGAACAAGUCGUCGUCUUACGCCCCAACGUAACGGACCAGCAGCGAACCUUCAACAUUAUUGUCCGCUCGAUUCUCUUGGCGGUGUUCGUUCUAUCUAUUAUCGCAUUUUUCGUAAUCUUUUGGAGACGCCAGAAGCAACGACGGGCGUACGAUCAACAGCUGGCUGCAAUGGGUUUACCCCCAGGCUCCGUUCUUACCUACGGUCAAACCGCCAUGCCGCCUCCGAAUUACUACGUUUACCCUCCUCAGGGUCCACCACCGGCGCAGGGAGCAACCUCAAGAGACCAGAAGGGCGAAGUUCCUUCUUUUGGAAUGCCCGAACCUGCAUAUUCUGGGGGUGAAAGGAAAUAGUGGAUCACGAGGUGUACAAGUGUUUAUAGUAGUAUAAUCCAAAGCAAGUUUGCCAUUCAAUGUAUUUGAAUCUGUAUAUAUGAUGUUGCAAUAAAUUAGUUUUCAGAUGUCCCACAAGUUUGCCCACCGUACUUGGGACAGU
Molecule: messenger RNA, 676 nt
Organism: Spizellomyces punctatus DAOM BR117
Lineage: Eukaryota; Fungi; Chytridiomycota; Chytridiomycetes; Spizellomycetales; Spizellomycetaceae
Exons: 1
Coding region: 118-534 (138 amino acids)
Source: RefSeq, a predicted model, not a curated record